Neocloeon triangulifer is the source of this 1182-nucleotide messenger RNA. RefSeq names its product ubiquinone biosynthesis O-methyltransferase, mitochondrial (gene Coq3). Lineage: Eukaryota; Metazoa; Arthropoda; Insecta; Ephemeroptera; Baetidae. The transcript is spliced from 5 exons. Gene Ontology annotation, biological process: ubiquinone biosynthetic process. Gene Ontology annotation, molecular function: 2-methoxy-6-polyprenyl-1,4-benzoquinol methyltransferase activity. The record is from RefSeq and is a predicted model, not a curated record. The coding region runs from base 222 to 1061 and encodes 279 amino acids.
GCAGAGUCCGGCAGGUGCAAAAAAACAACAACAACAAUAAUUACCAUCCCAAUAUUUCUUCGAACGGAUUAAUUACAUAACGUCGCACAAAAUUCUAAAAGGGAUAUCCUUCUGCCAUUCUGCCUUAAAUUCAGAGACAAAUUUUGCGACAAGGAAAUAAUUUUAUCGUGAGAAACUAUUACAAUAUAACUGGGUUUCAACAAUAUUGAUAAGAAAUAUACAUGAUGGCAAAAACAAUUUUGAGAGUUCUCUUAAGCAGGCCAUGUUUUCGUCGUCAGUUCUGCACAUCAGGGCAAAGUACCUCUAUCAACCCUGAAGAAAUAAAAAAGUUUGACAACUUGUCAUCUUUGUGGUGGGAUGAAGCAGGCGAAUUCAGACCGCUCCAUUCAAUGAAUUCCCUGAGAAUUCCAUUCAUUCGAAAUGGGCUAGUCAAUUCUAGAGCAGUUUCCACCACAAAGGCCAAUACGUCACGCUCUUUAGAUGGACUGGACUUGGUUGACGUAGGUUGCGGUGGUGGAAUUCUGUCGGAGCCGCUUGCUAGGAUAGGAGCAAACGUCUUAGGACUAGAUGCCUCUCAAGAAGCUAUUCAAAUUGCAAAACAGCAUUCACUCUUAGACCCAAAUCUGUCUGGAAAGUUGCAAUAUCGUCAUGGCACAUUGGAAGAAUUGGCCGAGGAAGGCAAAUUGUUUGAUGCAGUGAUAAUGUCUGAAGUGGUGGAACAUAUGAAUAACCCUCAGCACUGCUUUAACCUUGCAGCAAAGCUUGUGAAGCCAAACGGCUCCUUAUUUGUGACGACUCUCAACAGGUCAUAUCUCUCUUGGCUAGGGGGCAUUCUUAUUGCGGAGCGCUUGCUCAAAAUUGUCCCACCAGGAACUCAUGACUGGGAUAAAUUCCUAACUCCAUUAGAAGUUGAAAAUAUGCUUGCAGACAGCAACUGCAAUACUCGAAGUGUUCAUGGAAUGGCUUACAACAUACUAACUCAUAAUUGGCAUUGGACAUCUAACGUUUCUAUCAACUAUGCAUUGCAUGCAGUGAAAAGUGGAGAGAAAGGAUCAAAUUAGUUCUGAAUACUAGAAAACAAAAUUAAGUUUGAAACUUCAUGUGAAAUUUAUUACAUUCAACUUGCCUAAUAAUGAAUUUUCUCUUAUGAUUUAAUAAAAUGAACAUGUUCUGCACAUUACA